AUGGGUCUGAUUCAAGGCUGCUGGCGCUUAGUGGGACUUUUUCUUGCAGAAAAGGGUCAAAUUGCUGUGAACGUCUUUACUGGAGCAUCGGUAUUGGACUACGAUGCUUCUUUUACUUGGGAAGUGAAGUUCGUUGAUGAGCUUUUGUCACCGGCAAGCACUUGCAUCGCGUCAGCAUCAGAGCCAAUCAUCUUGCCUUCUACCGUGGAUUAUGACGAAGCUGACUAUGAAGUUGAGCUUGCAAUAGUCAUCGGGAGACUGUGCAAGAAUGUCUCAGUAGGUGAUGCUAGCAACUACGUCCUGGGCUGUUCUGUUGCGAAUGAUGUGACUGCCCGCAAACAUCAAGAGAAGGCCUCGCAAUGGUCUUACGCGAAUGGAAUGGAUGGUUUCUGCCCUCUCGGGACAUGCAUUGUUUCGUCCAAUCAAAUCCCGUAUCCCUCUGUUCUGCAACUGCGCACAUACCUUAACGGAUGA
This is a messenger RNA of Penicillium maclennaniae, 474 nucleotides long. RefSeq lists its product as uncharacterized. Bases 1 to 474 code for a protein of 157 amino acids. The record is from RefSeq and is a predicted model, not a curated record. Gene Ontology annotation, molecular function: acetylpyruvate hydrolase activity. The transcript is spliced from 4 exons. NCBI's taxonomy places the organism in Eukaryota, Fungi, Ascomycota, Eurotiomycetes, Eurotiales, Aspergillaceae.